AUGGGACCCUUCGAAAUCAUCUACAUGGAUUUUGAUCAUUCGUUUCGGGUCUUCGACUUCCAGAAAACUAAUUCGAUUCCGUACUUUCUCGUCACCCACUUGAGUUAUAUGACGGCUCCUGGACUCCACGAGAAGAUUUUAAGGUUCCUUUUGAGCAUCUUAAGUAGUCCUCAUGCAUUUUUCCCAAAUCGUUUCAAAAUCAUCUUUAUUCAGCGACCCAAACUUGAUACGUUGGUACGCCAAAAACGCGAAUUCUUCUUCGCACCCAAAACUGGUCCCCCUUCCAAUUGGAUUGUAUGAAGAUACUCCUGAACAUCAUUCUCGGAUCGUCAGAGCAUCUUUGAGCCAAAAGUUUGAUUUUUUGGUGGAAACAAACUUUGGAUUUCUCCAGAAAAUUUGAAGAUAGACCCAUUGAUCUCUACGUUAACGUCGCUCUCGAGUCUCAUAAAAGUCGGUCGAAAAACUUUGAGUUUUGCAAUUCGACUUCGUUCACAACGCUCUGUAGGUUAGUGAUGGUCUUUGAAAAAGCCUGGAAUUUCGAGCCGUUGAUUGUUAUGAAAAUGCGCUCUGUGGAUAGAGGUGUCUAAAAAUGAAUUAUGAUUUUUUUUUCUAAUUUUACUUCUGUCGCGAAAAUAUUCGGCAAUAUUUAUGUAAAGCACUUCACAGGCUUCAAUGAGCCCAUUUUUUUUUUAUCAAUUAGCUGACAUGGGAGGUCAUUUUAGCGCAGGGUUCAGAAAUUCCUAAAAUUUUGCUCAAACAAUCUUUGAUGGACUGGCAAUCGAUCCCACACAGUCGCCAUUUGCGCAAACUUCUAGUUUUGGAGAUCUGAUUUUUCAAAGUUCUUAUCUUUAACCAUGUGACUCCGUUUGGAAGGAAUCUAGCCGCGCUAUCAACCUCUGCAUGGCAGAUAGGAACGUGGUGCAGUGGCUAGCGUGUUAGCCUACGAAGCCUAUAUUGAAAGUUCAAACCUUUUGCCGCAAACUUUUUUUUGCCAUUUUUUUUCCAAGAUUUCUUAUGAGCAUAUUAAGAAGCGAUUAUGUGGGAUCGAUUCCCAGUCCAUCAGAGAUUGUGUGGGCGAACUUAUAAUAAUUUCUGAGCCAUACGCUAUAAGGACUUCCCAUAGUAGAAUAUUUUUGUAAAGAUUUAUUUUUCGUUCCUUUUUUUUCUCGUUUUAGGUUUAUUGAUUUGAUUAUGUUCUCUUUGUUAUAAUAUAAACCAAAAUAACUAAAAGCUGAAAAUUUAUCACGGUGUUUUUUUGACAACGCCCCGCCCAUUUUUUUUUCCGUAAAGUGUAGUGUGUAGGGUGCAUGCACUGCGGCGCACUUGCACAUACCUUGUUCGAAGUAAUUUUCGCGAAAUUCAAAAUGAUCUCUGAAUUUCCGGAAUUCUGUUAUAUUUUUCCCUUUCUGAUGGCUAUUUUGAAUUUCGCGGAAUCACUUUGAACAUGGGAACAGCCAAGUUUUAGCUCCGCCCCCUUCGUUUUUGGUUUCGCUUUUUCUUCUAACGUCGUGUGAUGAAUGAUCAGAAAAAGAAAAUUUCAGGAUGGAGCGGAUACCAUUCGACGAGUAUUUGGAAGAACUGGGCAACUCCAAAUUCGUUCUUUCGCCCAGAGGUGCAGGCUUCGAUUGCUUUAGAACGUUUGGGUUUUGUCAUUUUUCCGAUUUUCAUCAGUUUUCGACUCACUUACAUCCUAAAUUUUAGUCUUUUCAACUGAAAAUCGUUUUGGGGUCACAUUUCUUGUCAACUUGAGUCUUUUAGAUGGGAAGCCAUCAUUAUGGGAGCGAUUCCAAUAAUCGAACGGAGCCCAAUCGACGCCCUCUAUCAAAAUGAACGCAUUUUAUUGGUUGACAGUUUUGAUGAGGUGAGCUUUUCCCUAUACAAAGCCUAUUAACACCCAACUUUUUGAGCCAUUUCCUCUUACUGUAGCCGGGUUACGGUAGGCUGGUGGGCACCUGCGUAUCUCAGUAUUGAAGAGGGGAAAGGGAACCCGUGGAAAAAGGCGAACAGGCCAUUUUCAGGCCAAAUUUGGGUUCAAAACGAAAUUUCGAGAUGAUGGUCAACCUGAAACCAUCUCAAGUUGCAAUAAAACUGAAUAAUAGACAUCUAUAAGUGAAAUGGAAACAAAAUUUAGAAUGGAUCUGUAAAUAAUGAGCCGUCAGGCAUCAUAGACUUGACCCAUUUGGCCGCCGCAAGACCACGAUUUUUGCUUUCGGAGCGAAUUUGCUAAGUGAUGGUCCACCUAGGAAUCUUUCAAACUAGUAUCAGCUUGUAGAGCUUUUCAAAAGGUAUCUUUUGAGAAGUUAGGAAGAAUGGAUCUUCCGGCUCAAGCUCGUGGUGGCCGAAAAACUGACUCGGCAGACGCAAAAAGUACCGUAACUCAAAAUUUUUCCACCGUAACCCAAGAUGAUAUGUACUGUAAAAGUUCUUAAAAUUGGAUUACCUAUCGAUUGAUAUAUCACUUGCUUAAUAAAAACUCUUCAAUGUUGAGAUAAGCAGGUGCCCACCUGCCCACCGUAACCCGGCUACAGUAAGAGGAAAUGGCUCAAAAAGUUGGGUCCGCAUUUCUGAUGAUGGGUUAUCACACUGGAUGAAGCUUCAUUUAUUAGAUUUUUUGAGAAUUACAGAGACAUCGUGUUAAGCUUUCAGAUCACCGCGUCGUUACUGCAAGAAACAGAAGAAAAGUUCGAGAGUCAUGAAUUUGGAAGGUCGAAAGUGUUCAAAUCGUAUUGGAAGGACAUGUUCCACGAUCCGGUCAGGGAAGUCGUCGGGAAACGGGCCUACCUACAGAAGUUCUACAGACCUGCGUGA
Messenger RNA from Caenorhabditis auriculariae, 2808 nucleotides. Lineage: Eukaryota; Metazoa; Nematoda; Chromadorea; Rhabditida; Rhabditidae. The record is from the annotation of a GenBank genome assembly.